Messenger RNA from Rhizoctonia solani, 1608 nucleotides. RefSeq names its product RNA pseudouridine synthase. Gene Ontology annotation, molecular function: RNA binding; pseudouridine synthase activity. The coding region runs from base 1 to 1608 and encodes 535 amino acids. The record is from RefSeq and is a predicted model, not a curated record. The transcript is spliced from 10 exons. Gene Ontology annotation, biological process: pseudouridine synthesis. Lineage: Eukaryota; Fungi; Basidiomycota; Agaricomycetes; Cantharellales; Ceratobasidiaceae.
AUGUCAGAUGGAGAAGAGGCCAAGCCACCCAAUCCUCUCGCUCCCAACGAUCUGCAGGAUGUAGUGAGCAAGACAUCUAGGAAGCCAGGAGCAGAGCAUUUUACGCCUGGAUUGAAACGUGUGCCGAUGUAUUGGCAUCCGUAUCGAACAAUGGCCAAACAACGUUGGUGGGGUCGAGAGAUUCUGGAAUUGGUGUCAACCGAGUUUAGAGACCGGAGUAUUGAGUAUUAUAGAUAUGCUCUCGAAUCAGGAGUUGUCACCGUAAACGGUGUUGUAGCCAAGCCUGGGACAAUUAUCAAGAAUGGAGAUCGCAUUGAGAAUAUGGUGCAUCGACAUGAGAUUCCCGUGACUUCUACGCCCGUGAAGAUUCUUCACAGGGAUGAUGAGCAUGGCUUUAUUGUGAUAGAUAAACCUGGAAGUAUUCCUGUACAUGCCACGGGCAGAUACUUCAAGAAUAGCCUUGUCGAGAUCCUCAAACGAGACUUCGGUAUUCCCAUCCCAUAUACUGUGAACAGACUUGAUAGGCUUACAUCAGGAUGUAUGAUCAUUGCGCUCACGGCUGAAAGGGCCCGACUGCUCUGCAAUGAGUUUAUUGCCGGAGUCGUACGAAAAGAAUAUAUAGCAAGAUGUUUGGGAGAGUUUCCUGAGGAGCAAGUUGUAGUCGAGCAACCGCUGUUGUGCGUAGAUCGACAGAUGGGCUUGAAUAUUGUGCACCCCGAGGGCAAGCACGCCAAAACAAUAUUCAACAGGCUGUUCUACGACCCAGUAUCGAAUACAAGUGUGCUGCACUGCCAACCACUUACCGGACGGUCUCACCAGAUUCGAGUUCACCUGCAAUUUAUCGGACACUCUAUUGCUAAUGAUCCUGUCUAUCAGAACGUACGGGUAUGGGGCCCGAGAGGAGGGAAAGGCGGUAUAUCCGUAAUUCCUUCGGAAGAAAGGCAGGCCCCUCAACCACCAACAAACAGUCAAUUCAAAUUGCCAGACAUUUUACCCGAGACCUCCGACAAAGCUAGUAUGGAUCGAGUCGCUGGUGCAUUGGCCAACAUAGCGAUCGAGCAGGAUACUACGCCCUUGCCAACACCUGCGAGUAGGACACCAACACCUGGUACCGGGACCCCUCUGCCUCGAGAGACUGGGAAUGAUAUCGGAAUGUCGUCCCCAGUGCCUUUAUCAUCAGAAGCAGUGGGUAUCAUUACCAGGCUAAGAAAUGAAAAAGACGAGAGCGAGGAUUGGGGACGGUGGAGGGACGUGAUCUUCCGGGCCAAAAAGGCACUGAAUCCUGUCGUCGAACGGGAAUGGGAGCGGAUUAAAGAAGACGGAGCGAAUGCAAAUACGUCUGAUCGAGUAAAGGAAAUGGCAUCGUUUGCGGAAGAACAACCUCAAUCCGAAGACAAGCUCCCAGACGAGGUCGCUGUCGCAGAGGAUGGCUCGUUAUAUUGCACCGAAUGUUACCUUCCACUUCGACCGGACCCCAAACCUGAGUCCCUUUACAUUUUCUUACACGCACUAAGAUACACGACAUCACAGUGGUCAUUUGAGACGGAAAUGCCGUUUUGGGCGCACGAAGGCUGGAUUUGGAGCCGACCAGAAGAGACCCAGAGUUGA